Seminavis robusta is the source of this 501-nucleotide messenger RNA. Lineage: Eukaryota; Bacillariophyta; Bacillariophyceae; Naviculales; Naviculaceae. The record is from the annotation of a GenBank genome assembly.
AUGAGAGGCUUCGCAACAGUACUCCUCUUCUUUCUUUACUCCUCCUCGGUGUUAGGUGCUGCCGACCCAAAGGAAUGUGAAGUUUGCGUCAAGGUCAUGGACGAUGUUCGUGCUACCCUUAGCAAAGAGGAUUCCCGAAAGAAGCCAAAAAUUGAAGCAGCAAUUGGGGAUUAUUGUGCCAAGGAGAAUCUGGGAUCACGAGAAAAGAAGAUUUGCUACUACAUCGAUCCCAUUAAGCGUGAUGUCGCACACCCUUACUCCUUGGGCAUGAAGUCCCUGAAGGUCUGCCAGAGAAUCAACAAAGAUAACGCGGAAAUUUGCACCGUGAAAUUCCCAUUGAAGACUGAAAAGCUUGAGAAGAAAGAUUUGACAAAAUUGCGUGUGAAACAACUCAAGAAAAUUUUGGCUGACCGAGGUGUGGAAUGCAAAGGAUGCAUUGAGAAAGACGAGUUCAUAAAGCGAGUCCAAGAUACAGAGCAUCUUGCAUCAGAUGAAUUCUAA